AUGUUUUUUUUUUGUUUCUCCAAACUUAUCUGUGGUCUUUGGCUUAAGGUCGUUGCUGUAAAAGGAAAAAAUCCAACGGGAGGACAAUUCAUUGCCUCGUCGUUUUAUGAGGUUUGUUCAAAUUACUAUUAGUUUUUUCGAGUAUUACACGGUAUUUUAUAUCUAAGGAAAAGAGAAGGGAAUCAAACAGCACAACUAAAAAGAACAUAAUGAAAUUGGUAAAAUUGCAAAAUGUGGUUGCGAAAUGUUGUAAAGCUUGGAAAAUAUAGUCUUGCAAAGUUUGCAUAUUUUCAGUAUAUUUGUAUUACGUGCGGUAUACAAAAAUAUACAAAAUAUGCAAAAUGGCAAACGCUAUAUUUUCCGUAUUUUACAACAUUUCAACAAAAUUUUGCAAUUCUACUAAUUUUAAUACGUUCUUUGCGGCAAUUUACUCUUUUUGCCUAGAUCAAAAAUUAGUCUAACAUGCAAGUUUUAGCAAUUUUUGGUUCAUUUGUAGGGGAUACUGCCACCGCCGGUUCCAGAGCCAAAAAAUGUUCAGACAGGUUUGUAAAACGUUCGGACCAAUACAAGUUUAAGUACAAGUUCAAUAUACAAAUAUUUCCGGAAUACAAGUUUAUUUAUAUUAUAAAUUGAUGAUUUAUUGAAACACAUUUUUAUAAUUCCAUUUUUAUCCAGAAACGUUAUCCAUCUUUAUCGCUGUUGGUCCUUUUACGACGUCGGAGAGCGACUCAUACGAACCAUUAACUGAUUUCUUAAGCCAAGUGUCGAAGGAGAAGCCUAAUCUUGUUGUUUUGGUAUUGUAUAGUAAUAUCUAAAUAUAGAUGAUUUGUUUCUGUUUGGAAUUUUCGGAGUGUAAAUUUUGUACAUUUUAGAUCUAACCACGAGCAGCUACCUGUACAAUGUAAAGGCCCAUUUCCACUCAAGAAAAAUUUCCACGGACAGAAAAUUUUCCGAAAAUAUCAUUGUUAAAAGUUGAAAAUUUUCUACUUCAAAAUUUUUUUCCGACGGAAAAUUUGUGUCGGCCAAUCACAUUUCACAAAAUUUUCUUUCUGCGGAAAAUUUCCCUGAGUGGAAAUGGGCCUUAACUAUAGGCCCUCUGCUGCAGAGCUCUGACCAACUGAGCUACAGAAUACAGACUCCAGUUACAUUUUUCGCAUCUGCUCCUGGUUAGGUCUUAAUGUAUACAGCCAAUUCAAAAAAGGUUUUCCUUUGCAAACCUUAAACUCUAAACCUUAAACCUUAAACUCUAAGCGUGCAAAGCUUAAUGGCUGAGCACGAGUUUCAAGCUUAAUAGUCGAUUAUUGCAUCUAUUUGUGAAUGAAUUGUUCUCAUAAGGAGAUAUUUACCAUGUCUCUGAGAAAUGGGCCACAUAUAUGAUUUCUAAACUGGUUAAAUGAUGCUCCCAAUAUGCUUUGCACGCUUAGAGUUAAGGUUUAAGGUUUAGAGUUUAAGGUUUGCAAAGGACAACCUUUUUUUAAAUUAGCUGUAUAAUUUUCGUUCAAAAAUUCCAUCUACUAUAAGUCCCAUCGAACCAAGUACCCAAACUGGAACCGCGGAACCGUGGGGGGGGGGGGGCAAUGAGGGCAUGUGCCCCCUUUUUUUAAAAAUGAAAAAGUGCCCUUUUUCUGGGCUAAAGUACCUCAUUUAAAAAAUGAAAAAAUGUGUUUCUUGAAUGAACGCCAUUGUGCAGUCAAGUGCCCUUUUUGCAGUACUAAAGACUUUGUAAAUUAAGCCCAUUUCCAUUUAUUAUAGAGACUCCACAUUUUCAAAAAAUUUUCGUUCGGCUCAUGAACGACAUAAAAUCGUUUGAUUUUGGUCAUAUACAAAAGUGCCCCUUUUGGCUAAUGCCCCUACACUUUCAAAAUACUUCCGCGGCCUUUGUACCCAAAAAUCUUGAUGUUGUAAUAUAAGCCCUAGUGCAGAAAUAUAAUUCCUGCAACAUGCGAUUGUCUGAAUCCUCUGAUUGUUGUUUCGCCUGUGAGGGAAAUGAUUCUGAGUGUGACUCAACCAAAACAUCACAGGAUUUUUCCAGGAACUCCAGUUAGCUCCUGCAGUAGCAUUGGACCAUGAAACCACCUUUACUAAUUACUGGAUCUCUGGAGAGAACAGUUUAGAUUGGUAGAGCUAUCCAUUAUAGAUAAAGUUAGUUCAUUCCCGUCCUGGACAUAUGGGGUAGACAGUUUAGAGCUUGCAGACCUAUCCCAUCAAACGCGACGAUAAGCGUUUCAAUUCUCAUCAACUUUCAUUCCUAUUUGACUUCCCAUUUUACUUUGCUCUUUUAGAUGGGGCCGUUCGUUGAUGCGAAAAAUGACUUGAUUGAAGUAAGUCCAUAACAGUGAGGCUGAGGGCUGACCAAUCUAUUGUCAUUUUCAUGAGUCCGAUUACGAUAUUUUGAUUCCUUUUUAGAAAUGCGAAAUCCACGAGACAUUUCAAGAACUAUUUGCACGUAAAAUAAACGAGAUUGGUGAAUGCGCCAAGAGGUAUGGUGUCAAAGUUUUGAAUGUUUUUAUUCAAAGUGGAUCAAUUACAAGGAGCAUUACGAUUACUGUACUUAGCAUUUAUACUGUAUAUCAUAAAUUUACAUGUGGAUAUACGAUCAAAUGCGCUUUACAUCAAGUAUACACUUACCUGAUUACAUACUGUACUUACUGUACCCUAGACUAUUUUAUCUUUACAACAAUGGACCAUUUGCAUUAUACAGGAGACUAAAUUUUGAUCUAGACAAAAAUUUCAUCACAGCUUGAAAGAGCAUCACAAAAUUAGUAAUAUUCCAAAGUUUUGUUGCGAAAUGUUGUAAAAUGUGGAUAAUAUAGCCUUGCGAAAUUUGCAAUUUCCAGUCGUUUUGUAUUAUGUACUGUACAAACGGGAAAUUGAUGCCCCAACACCCGAUUGGGCUGUCAAUUUCCCAUGCGUAAUACAAAAUGACUGAAAAACGGCAAAUUUCGCAAGGCUAUAUUAUCCGCAUUUUACAACAUUUUGCAACGAAACUUUGGAAUAUUACUAAUUUUGUGAUGCUCUUUCAAGCUGUGAUAAAAUGUUUGUCUAGAUCAAACUUUUAGUUAUAAGGGGAAAGGUCCAUUGUGACAUUAAUUUCUUAACUGUGUUUAUCCUAACCCACCCUGUCAACUUUUCCCUGUGGGAGGAAACCGGGGCACCCGGAGAAAACCCAGGACUUUCGGCAGAGCAUUGACUGACUCUUUUCACAUGAGUCCGUAGCGUGAAUCAAACCCACGAUCUCAGAGGUGAAAGGCGCUUGUUCAGACGACCUGGACCUCGGGCCAAAAGGGGCCAUGGACCCUCAGCCUCGUUUUCGUGUUUAAGAUUAUUUCCACAUUUAAUAGUCAAAAUCCAAAAUUAUUUUUUAUGCAUGUGUUGACGGAGGAUGUUCUGCUCCUCCGACCAUGGCCCAUGACCUCCUCUGACCAUGGCCCAUGAGAAACAAACUUAAAAUCCAUUCCAUUUAAGGUGGUCCUAUGUUGAAAACAGUGUAGUUGUGACGUAAUUGCCGGAAAGGUCUAUUGAAUUAUCUCAAAACCAAACACGCGCAUGAGCAGAACGCACUUGGCUGCCUCUUUAAAUUUUAAUACUUGACAAAGUUUUGUUUCUUUUGUUACAGACUAUCAACGAAGUUCGUGAUAAUUCCAUCUCAAAGAGAUGUACACCACAACUGUGUCUAUCCACAACCACCAUUUUGUUCAAAGGACAUUAUGAAUACUUUAAAUUCAGUCAUUGUAAGUUUAUAGGCUGUAGGCCGUUAUUAAAAUUUAAACGUUCGUUUGAAUUUGAAAGUCAUCAACUGUUGUUGUUUUAAACUUACUUUCUUCCAGAAUAAGAAAAAGAAUCAGUCAGCCAAGUUGGCUCAGGUAACAAAAAUCAUAGCUUUUCCACGCAAUACACCCUUCUGGAAUGUACUCAUGCAGCCUUGGCUAUAGAGCCUAGUUUUCAUCAUUGAAAUAUUUGGUUAUAUUUUUGGGUAUUGAUAUAUGUACAGUUAUAUCAACACUCGAGGAAAUUGGGAAUGUUGUUCUGAAUGGCUGUUCCAACAACUUGUCAACAAGAUGUUUCCUCAACCGGCUUGUAGCAAGCUUGUUAACAAAUUGUGACAAUGCUAUUCCAACAACUUGUCAACAAGAUAUCUCCGCGACAGGCUAACAAGUUGUGACAAUGCUGUUCCAAUAACUUCUCAACAAGGUGUUUCCUCAUAACAAGUUGUCAGAUUGCUCUUGCAGCAACUUCUCAACAAAAUGUCUUCUCAACAGCCUUGUAGGAAGCUUGUUAACAAGUUGUGACAAUGCUGUUCCAACAACUUGUCAACAAAUGCAGCAAGUUUGUUAACAAGUUGUGACAAUGCUGUUCAAACAACUUGUCAACAAGACGUCUCCUCAACAGCCUUGUAGCAAGCUUUUUAACAAAUUGUGACAAUGCUAUUCCAGCAACUUGUGAACAAGAUGUCUCCUGAACAGCCUUGUAACAAGCUUGUCACUAAGUUUGAUAAUCUGUUUCAGGCUUCUAGCAAGCUUGUUAACAAGUUGUGGCAAUACUGUUCCAACAACUUGUUAACAACACGUCUUCUCAACAGGCUUGUAGCAAACUUGUUAACAAGUUGUGACAAUGCUGUUCCAAUAACUUGUCAACAUGAUGUCUCAACAACAGGCUUGUAGCAAGUUUCUUAACAAGUUAUGGCAAUACUGUUCCAGCAACCUGUUAACAAGAUGUCUCCUCAACAGGUUUGUCGCAAGCUUGUUAACAAAUUGUGACAAUACUGUUCCAACAACCUGUUAACAAUACUGUAUACACCCUUUUCAUAAAUGGCUGCCGAUUAAAAAUUAUUUUAUGUGCAUAUAAAUUGGCCCAACUAGCCUCGUUUCUGGGUAGAAAUUCCUUUGAAAUCCUAACAUGAGUACGAGGCUAGUUGGGCCAAUUUAUAUGCACAUAAAAGAAUUUUUAAUCGGCAGCCAUUUAUGAAAAGGGUGUAUAUCUCCUCAACAGGCUUGUAGCGGGCUUGUUAACACGUUGUGACAAUACUGUUCCAACAACCUGUUAACAAUAUAUCUCCUCAACAGGCUUGUAGCAAGCUUGAUAACAAAUUGUGACAAUACUGUUCCAACAACCUGUUAACAAUAUGUUUCCUCAACAGGCUUGUACCAAUUAGCUUGUUAACAAGUUGUGACAAUACUGUUCCAGCAACUUGUCAUCACGAUGCCUCCUCAACAGGUUUGUAGCAAGCUUGUUAACAAGUUGUGACAAUACUGUUCCAACAACUUCUCAACAACACGUCUUCUCAACAGGCUUGUAGCAAACUUGUUAACAAGUUGUGACAAUCUGGGCGAGAGUAACACCACAAAUACCAUAUUCACCUGAGUACACUACACCAACACAGCCAAAAAAAAAGUUGUUACAAUGCUGUUCCAAGAACUUAUCAACAUGAUGUCUCAACAACAGGCUUGUAGCAAGUUUCUUAACAAGUUGUGGCAAUACUGUUCCAGCAACUUGUCAUCAAGAUGUCUCCUCAACAGGUUUGUGGCAACCUUGUUAACAAGUUGUGACAAUACUGUUCUAUCAACCUGUUAACAAUAUAUCUCCUCAACAGACUUGUAGCAGGCUUGUUAACAAGUUGUGACAAUACUGUUCCAACUACUUGUUAACAAGAUAUCUCCUCAACAGGCUUGUAGCAAGCUUGUUAGCAAGUUGUGAGAAUACUGCUCCAACAACUUGUCAAGAAGAUGUCUCCUCUACAGGCUUGUAGCAAGCUUGUUAGAAAGUUGUGACAAUACUGUUCCAACAACUUGUGAACAAGAUGUCUUCUCAACAGGCCUGUAGCAAGCUGGUUAACAAGUUGUGAGAAUACUGUUCCAACAACCUGUUAAUAUAUCUCCUCAACAGACUUGUACCAGGCUUGUUAACAAGUUGUGACGAUACUGUUCCAACAACUUGUUAAUAAGAUCUCUCCUCAACAGGCUUGUAGCAAGCUUGUUAACAAGUUGUGACAAUACUGUUCCAACAACUUGUCAACAAUAUGUCUCCUCUACAGGCUUGUAGCAAGCUUGUUAGCAAGUUGUGACAAUACUGUUCGAGCAACUUGUCAACAAGAUGUCUCCUCAACAGGUUUGUAGCAAGCAUGUUAAGAAGUUGUGAGAAUACUGUUCCAACAACUUGUCAACAAGACGUCUUCUGAACAGGUUUGUAGCAAGCUUGUUAACAAGUUGUGACAAAGCUGUUCCAACAACUUGUGAACAAGAUGUCUUCUCAACAGGCCUGUAGCAAGCUUGUUAACAAGUUGUGACAAUACUGUUCCAACAACUUGUGAACAAGACGUCUCCUCAACAGGCUUGUAGCAAGCUUGUUAACAUGUUGUGACAAUACUGUUCCGACAACUUUUCAACAAGAUAUCUCCUCAACAGGCCUGUAGCAAUCUUGCUAACAAGUUUUAACACAGUUGUUCCAACAACUUGUCAUCAAGAUGUGUUCGCAAUAUAUUUGUGGCAAGCUUGUUAACAAGUUGUGACAAUACUGUUCGAGCAACUUGUCAACAAGAUGUCUUCUCAACAGGUUUGUAGCAAGCUUGUUAACAAGUUGUGACAAUACUGUUCCAACAACUUGUCAACAAGACGUCUUCUCAACAGGUUUGUAGCAAUCUUGUUAGAAAGUUGUGACAAUACUGUUCCAAUAACUUGUGAACAAGAAGUCUUCUGGACAGGCUUGUAGCAAGCUUGUUAAGAAGUUGUGAGAAUACUGUUCCAACAACUUGUCAACAAGACGUCCCAUCAACAGGCUUGUAGUAAGCUUGUUAACAAGUUGUGACAAUACUGUUCCAACAACUUGUCAACAAGAUAUCUCCUCAACAGGCCUGUAGCAAUCUUGCUAACAAGUUUUGACACAAUUGUUCCAACAACUUGUCAUUAAGAUGUGUUCGCAAUAGGUUUGUAGCAAGCUUGUUAACAAGUUGUGACAAUACUGUUCGAGCAACUUGUCAACAAGAUGUCUCCUAAACAGGUUUGUAGCAAGCUUGUUAGCAAGUUGUGACAAUACUGUUCCAACAACUUGUGAAGAAGAUGUCUUCUCAACAGGUUUGUAGCAAGCUUGUUAACAAGUUGUGACAAUACUGUUUCAACAACUUGUCAACAAGACGUCUUCUCAACAGGUUUGUAGCAAGCUUGUUAGAAAGUUGUGACAAUACUGUUCCAACAACUUGUGAACAAGAUGUCUUGUCGAUAGGCUUGUAGCAAGCUUGUUACGAAGUUGUGAGAAUAAUGUUCCACCAACUUGUCAACAAGAUCUCUCCUCUACAGGCUUGUAGUAUGCUUGUUAACAAGUUGUGACAAUACUGUUCCGGCAAAUUGUCAUCAAGAUUUCUCCUCAACAGGUUUGUAGCAAGCUUGUUAACAAGUUGUGACAAUACUGUUCCAACAACCUGUUAACAAUAUAUCUCCUCAACAGACUUGUACCAGGCUUGUUAACAAGUUGUGACGAUACUGUUCCAACAACUUGUUAAUAAGAUAUCUCCUCAACAGGCUUGUAGCAAGCUUGUUAACAAGUUGUGACAAUACUGUUCCAACAACUUGUCAACAAUAUGUCUCCUCUACAGGCUUGUAGCAAGCUUGUUAACAAGUUGUGACAAUACUGUUCGAGCAACUUGUCAACAAGAUGUCUCCUCAACAGGUUUGUAGCAAACAUGUUAAGAAGUUGUGAGAAUACUGUUCCAACAACUUGUCAACAAGACGUCUUCUGAACAGGUUUGUAGCAAGCUUGUUAACAAGUUGUGACAAAGCUGUUCCAACAACUUGUGAACAAGAUGUCUUCUCAACAGGCCUGUAGUAAGCUUGUUAACAAGUUGUGACAAUACUGUUCCAACAACUUGUGAACAAGACGUCUCCUCAACAGGCUUGUAGCAAGCUUGUUAACAUGUUGUGACAAUACUGUUCCGACAACUUGUCAACAAGAUAUCUCCUCAACAGGCCUGUAGCAAUCUUGCUAACAAGUUUUAACACAAUUGUUCCAACAACUUGUCAUCAAGAUGUGUUCGCAAUAGAUUUGUGGCAAACUUGUUAACAAGUUGUGACAAUACUGUUCGCGCAACUUGUCAACAAGAUCUCUCCUUUACAGGCUUGUAGCAUGCUUGUUAACAAGUUGUGACAAUACUGUUCCGGCAAAUUGUCAUCAAGAUUUCUCCUCAAGAGGUUUGUAGCAAGCUUGUUAACAGGUGGUGACAAUACUGUUCGAACAACCUGUUAAUAUAUCUCCUCAACAGACUUGUACCAGGCUUGUUAACAAGUUGUGACGAUACUGUUCCAACAACUUGUCAACAAUAUGUCUCCUCUACAGGCUUGUAGCAAGCUUGUUAACAAGUUGUGACAAUACUGUUCCAAGAACUUGUUAACAAGAUAUCUCCUCAACCGGCUGGUUGCAAGCUUGUUAACAAGUUGUGAGAAUACUGCUCCAACAACUUGUCAACAAUAUGUCUCCUCUGCAGGCUUGUAGCAAGCUUGUUAACAAGUUGUGACAAUACUGUUCCAAGAACUUGUUAACAAGAUAUCUCCUCAACCGGCUUGUAGUAAGCUUGUUAACAAGUUGUGAUAAUACACUUCCAACAACUUGUCCACAAGAUUUUUCGCGAUAGGUUUGUAGCAAGCUUGUUAACAAGUGUAAACAAUGGUGUUCCAUCGGCUUGUGAACAAAAGCGAUGUGUUGGCAAUAGGUUUGUAGGAGGCUUGUUAACAAAUUGUGACAAAAGUGUUCCAACAACUUGUCAACAAGAUGUCUUGUCAACAGGCUUGUUGCAAGCUUGUUAACAAGUUGUGACAAUGCUGUUCCAACAACUUGUCAACAAGAGUCUCUUGAACAGGCUUGUAGCAAGCUUGUUAACAAAUUGUCACAAUACUGUUCCGAAUACUUGUUAACAACAUGUCUCCUCAACAGGUUUGUAGCAAGCUUGUUAGCAAGUUGUGACAAUACAAUACCAAGAGCUUGUCAACAUGUUGUCUCCUCAACAAGUUUGUAGCAUGCUUGUUAACAAAUUGUGACAAUGCUGUUCCAACAACUUGUGAUCAAGAUGUCUUCUCAACAGGCUUGUAGCAAGCUUGUUAACAAGUUGUGACAAUACUCUUCCAACAACUUGUCAAGAAGAUUUUUUGCAUCGUGUUUGUAGCAAAAAAAAACCCAAAAAAAACAAAAACAAAAAACAAAAAAAAACUUGUUAGCAAGUUCUGACAAUGCUAUUCAAACAACCUGUCAACAAGAUCGAUGUGUUUGGAAUAGGGUUGUAGCAAGCUUGUUAACAAGUUGUGACAAUACUGUUCCAAUAACUUGUCCACAAGAUUCCUCCUCAACAAGCUUGUAUCAAGCUUGUUGACAUGUUGUGAUAAUACUGUUCCAACAACUUGUCAACAAGAUUAUUCGCAUCAGGUUUGUACCAAGCUUGUUAAUUAACAAGUUGUGACAAUACUGUUCCAACAACUUGUCAACAAGGUGACUCUUCAACAGGCUUGUAGUAAGCUUGUUAACGAGUUGUGACAACACUGUUCCACCAACUUGUCAACAAGAUAUGUUUGGAAUAGGUUUGUCGACAAUGCUGUUCCAACAACUUGUCAACAAGAUGGCUCCUCAACCGUUCUUCCACUUGUCUAUAUGGCUUUGUUAUGCCUCCUCAGAUCUAUUUUGGCACACGAGAAACAAAAUUUGAAUCUAGUCCAUGCACUAUAAAAAAUUUAUAUCCUACAUUGAAAGCAUAAACUGAAAGAUGCCCAGCUUUCUGUGGCAAGGCAACUUACCCAACCGGGCAAGCAAGAUAAAACGUUUACUUGCCCGUCGUGGUAUUCACUUGCCUCGGGCAAGCGGGUGAAUGUUGUUACACCUCUGUAAAGGGCUCUAAAGCUAAUGUCUCAAUCACGGAAACGACGCUUUUUGGCCACAACAAAAUACCUUUCAGGAAGGGUGUAUUGCCGAGACUUGAUAUUUCUUUAUACACAGUCAUACUUUGUUAUUAGUUGAGUUUAUUUUAUUUAAUAUAAUGAAAUCUGAUAUGCAAAUCUUAUGUUCUUUGCCAGCACACUAAUUAUUUUCUUCAUUUUUGCAGAAGGAGAGAGAUGAUAUAGACAAGAACGUAAGUUCACUUCAACAAUUUCCUUUCAUUGUCUUUAACUAUUCGCUUUCCUUUGCAAGUUAAUAACUUCUUAUUAACCGAACGCGAGGUCUGUACAGAGAAAUAUCGGACCGAGGUCUUUUUUGUACAGACCGAGCCCGUAUAGUGCGAGAUUUGUAAAAAAAGACGCAGGUGCGAUAUUUGUCUGUACAUACCGAGCAAGCGAGGUCAAUGGUAUUUACAGGCAUUUGUACUCGAAACAAAUAAGAAAUGCAUGAUUUGAAAUGCAUAUUAUUAGCGUUGUAUACAUUUGGUUAGAGAAAACAAAAGAAUACCAAUGUAUUCCUUCUUACCACUAAGAAAAACAUUCGCCGAAAGCUUAUUAAUUGCAAAUUAAAUGAUAAUUUUCGAAUUUCUUGCUCCAGUUAUAUAUAGAGCUCACUGACGACGGCGUACUUGACAAUUUUUGCCCAUCUGCGCAUUAUCUUGCGCAUACUGAUUUUGAAGUCACUGUUGGUUGCUCAACUGUGUCGAUUUCAAACAGUGAAGAGUAUAAACGUUUUCGCAUCUGUUCCUGGUUAAGUUACUGUCGUUACAAUUGAAAUGUUCCUCAAAUAUUGAUCCAAUACAUUACCUCGGGCUGACCAAUUCAUUUGACCAAGUUCCUCGAAAUAUUCAUACACUUCCUAGUAUAAUUGUAAACUUCCCGUUGAAUAGUUUGAAUGCACCAAUCACCUUUGUUGUUUGUGCAUCUAACCAAUCAUAAGUAGAAAGGAAGUGACCAGAAAUGAUCAAAUACUUGGAAUUGGCUCUUUCACAGGAAGUGUAUGAAUAUCUCGAGGAACUUGAUGAAAUGAAUUGGUCAGCCUGAGGUAAUGUAUUGAAUCAAUAUUUGAGGAACACUUUAAUUGGAAGGACAUUAAUAAAUGUAUAUCAUUUCCACUCGAUAAUCUCCAUCUAAAAGACCCUUCAACUAUUAUUCAAUCGAGUGAGAUACCAACAAAAUCUUGAUAUUUACCCAUAACCAUACCAUAACCUAACAUGACAGUACCCUAGUAUAAUAUCAGACCUGGAAAUAAUUCUAGCCUUUCUUGGAUCCUAGACCAGGGGGAAAUAUUUUCUUUGAAAACACUGUGGAACAUUUGGAAAAUUUUCUUCUUGUUGAUUUUUAUGGGAUAAUUUUUUUUAAAGAAAUUUCAAAACUUUCUGCCAAAGAAAAUUGAAAGUCCUUUCUAGCAAUAAAAAAUUUUCUAGGAACGUCGUUCCCAGGAUCCACAACUAUUUCCAGGUCUGUAGUAAAUAUACAUGAACUUGUGGUUAGAGCUCGACAACUGGCCUCUGUAGCUCAGUUGGUUAGAACGCUGCACCGGAAUCGCAUGCACGAUCGCAGGUUCGAUUCUUACCAAGUACCUAAAGUUGCAUUUUUCGCAGUUGUUCCUGGUUAGAUCUAAUAAAUGUAUAUAAAUUUCCACUCGAUAAUUUCCAUCUACAAUACCCUUCAACUUUCGUGCUUAUUUUAUUUCAGAUAUCAUCGCUACAGUUUUUCUCAGAUCCCUGUACUCUGGAUGUAAAUGGAUUUACGUUAGGGAUGACAUCGACUGACGUUCUCUUUCAGAUGGGUGGUGAAGAAAUUGCACAGUGAGUAAACCACCUACGGGUUUCAUCCGACAAUGAUGACUGGACUAGAUUUCAAGCCCGCGCAAUUUGAUCAAGUCCGAGGUGAAGCCGAGGACUGAAUCAAAAUGUGAGGACUUGAAAUCUAGUCUAGUCCGAAUUGGAGGAUUUGAAAUGACAUCUCAUACGAGUAAAUCACUACUUAAGGUGAAUUAAUUUUGAUCCAGUCCUACAGCAAUUUGCAUCCAAGCACAAACCGCAAACAUUUUCGCGCGUUUGUUUACGUUUGAAACGAGGCAUUUACCGUUGGAAACUGAAAUGUAUUCACCGCUCAUGUGACGUGUCACAGUGAAAAGCCUUAAGCUAUUUUUGGCGCAAUUGUCAUGUUUUGAUGUGCCUCGGUGCACGUUUCAAUAUUUUCAAGCCCAUGAUAAUACGUUCUAGUGAUAAAAAGUAUGAAUAUAAACAAGUUUGGUCGCUCUUACAAUAUCUUGAGCUUGGAAAUACUGAAACGUACACGAAAGCACAUUAAAACAUGAAAAAUGACUGAAUUUGCACUGUAACACGUCACAUGAGCAGUGAAACAUUUACGUUUCCAACGGUAAACGCUCCGUUUCAAACGUAAACAAACGCGCGAAAAUGUUAGCAUUAUCAUGCGAGCAAAAUCAAGCAAUACGGUUGGCUAAUUUACUCAUGAAUUAUUAAUGAGUUUGAAAAUCAAAUAAAAAUUUGAACAAUGUGGAAUUUGAUGAGAAUUGACGAGAGUGAACAAACAAGAGUUACGUUUGUGAGAGUUAAGCCCCCGGUCAAAUUAAACAAGGAUGAUAGUUGUCAGUCACAUGGGGAUAUUUCUAGGUUAACAAAAUAAAGGUGCGAUAAGUGUUACAACUAUGUUUUAACUUAAUAGAAUACAUGAUAGUGUUGGGAAAGCAUUAAGAACAGCUAACCAAGGUCACGUGACUGCCAACUCUCAUGCACUCGUGUCAUCUGGGCUUUUUUCAUAUUUUCGUUUAGCCCACCCGGUUCUGCAGACAAGAUGGGACGACUUGUUAAGAACAUACUCACUCAACAAUGGUAAUUAUAUAAUACCUUAUUGAAUUCUGAUCGUUUAAUUGGCUGUUUAUGGUCACAUGAUAUUGAAUAGAAAAUUCCAUUUCCGAAGAGUGCAGUGGAAUACGUUCCAUCUGCGAGUGCAAUGGAACAAAACGUUAUAGUACAAUUGCACUAUUUGUGUUUUCGAUAAAUCGCAUCCCUCAAAAUGCUUCUCAUACGAAUCUAUUAGUCUAUUUUGGUAUUAUAUAAAACAAAUAAUGAAUGUUUUUUCGUGCAAUGGUAAGACUAUUUUCAUUCGGUGAAAAAUGAAAUGUUCUAUUCAACUCUGCUGUCGCCUCGUUGAAUGGAACAUUUCAUCUUUCACCUCAUGAAAAUAUUCUUACCAUUGCACUCAUAAACAUUCAUUAUUUGUAUAAUGUAAGAUUGGAAUCAAGAGCCUUAUACCCCCUAUACCCUCGACCUCACCACCACAGAGUACUAACAUACAGAGGUCUCACUUCUGCGGGAAAACCGUAAGGUAGUUUUUUACCAAAAUAGCUGGUGACCAUGUUCUUAGCAACAACCUAGUUAUAGGGAACUCCAAAAAUCGUGUGGAGGCAACAGGAAAUAAUCUUUUUGUUUCUGGGAUCCUAAGUUGUGGGGUCAAAGUUCUCUGCCGAGGUCACUAAUUUUAUUCCUAAUAAAUUACUUUCUGUGGCUGUUGGUAUUAUACAAUGCCUAAAAUUUUCUGUCAGCUAAGCCAGGUCUGAAAAUUUUCUGGGAUCCUAUAGAUGCCAGUAGUUGUAUUCAGAUGUUGGCAGCCAGACACGCCUUAAUUUAUAAAGGUACGUUUAUACGCUACGAUUAAUCGUGUACGAUUCGAUUAAUCGUGUACGAUUCGUAUUCUCGCGUAUUAAAAUGAGUGCUGGCGCCUUAAUUCAUUGAAGUUUCGUUAAAAAGAAAUUUCUAAUGUAGCCAGCUUACGCGUCUUUACUCAGUGACAUACGCCAGAAAACGAAUCGUACACGAUUAAUCCCAGCGUGUAAACGUAGCUUAAGCUUUCAAUCGGGCAAGUUUAAGUUGCAUUCAGCUCUUAGCUGCAAAUUCUUUCCCCUUUUCAGUUAUUAUCCGUUAUUCCCACCAUCUGAAGACGUUUGUGUCGAUUACGAAGUGUUUGCUGAGCAUGCGCGGUUGCCGUGUAAACCUGACGUGUUCGUUGUCCCUUCAGAUCUCAGAUACUUUGUCAAG
Messenger RNA from Paramuricea clavata, 13972 nucleotides. The record is from the annotation of a GenBank genome assembly. Lineage: Eukaryota; Metazoa; Cnidaria; Anthozoa; Malacalcyonacea; Plexauridae.